Molecule: messenger RNA, 1983 nt
Organism: Lepidothrix coronata (blue-crowned manakin)
Lineage: Eukaryota; Metazoa; Chordata; Aves; Passeriformes; Pipridae
Gene: PCARE
Product: chromosome unknown C2orf71 homolog
Exons: 3
Coding region: 1-1983 (660 amino acids)
Biological process (GO): photoreceptor cell outer segment organization; protein localization to photoreceptor outer segment
Cellular component (GO): photoreceptor outer segment; photoreceptor inner segment
Source: RefSeq, a predicted model, not a curated record
AUGGGAACGCAUCCAGAGCUUUGGAAAUCAAGAACAGCAGCUUAUUUGCAGGAUGAGCAAAUUACAUCUAGGUCCUCCCGCAAACUGAAGGCAGGACUCUCAAAAAAUUUCAGCAUCCUGCCUAAUCAGGAUAAAGUCCCUUUGUUCACAUUUGAUCAAAAUCCUGACCAUCAACUGGAUGCAAAAAGAAGCAUGAAGCCUUUAAAUGCUACUGUGCCCACCCAGGAGAUGUCAGGAGGCAAAGAAAAUGAGCUUCCUGGAGCACAAAUGCUCAGUGGCAGCAGCUGUGUUCCCCGGCAGUCUGUCAAAAAGCUUAUUGAAACAUUCAGUCCUACGGACAACCUUGUAAAAGCUGCACCUCUAAGAUCUUUAGGACCAAUAAAGUGCAUCAGAAAAUUUGGACUUCCAGUCGCCCCACCCACCAUUCCCUUUCAGAGAGGCCUGGCACCUUUAAAUCUUAAGCAUCGUAUUUCACCGGUAGAAGACGCAAACACUUCAAACACCAAUGAUGCUUCUUCUAGCUUUCCAAAUGCCUUUCCUCCUGCACCACCUGCAGAAUUAAGCAAGAUGGACAUGAAGGAAGAGACUGAUGAAGACACUGAGAACCUGCCACCACCACCACCUGAAAUGUUAAGGGACACUUCUUCUGAAAACUUAUCUGAGCCUGAAGAAACUGCAAGAAUAGAAGAAAACUCUUCAGAAGAUGCCAAAAAGCCCACCAAAACAGAAUUUCAUACUAAUAAGAGAUCACAAGUUUCCCCAAAAAUGAAAGCCUCCCUUCAGUCCAUUGACUUACUACCAAGUAAAAAUAUUGGCGGCCCCAGUGCGAUGACUAAUAAAGGUCUAAAGACUACCAGGUCAGGGGAUGAGAAACUGCCAAGGUACUCUCUGGAGCUGAACCCUACCAACGUGCACAUCCCCAGCCAGGAGGAGAUAUUAGAAACCCAGAGAAAAGAGGCUGCGGAUUUAUACAAGCAAACCCAUAAAAUUAUUCCUCUUCAAAACCCCAGUGGGGUUUCAAAACCACAGAGUGACAGCUCAGAGAGCAAAGAGCCCAAUUCACCUGCGACUUCAGUGCUGUCCCAGAAGCACAGCUCUCCAGAUUCACUCAGGAGAAAUGAAAAAGGCUCACCAUUUGCCAGGAGGGUCUCCCCAACGAGAACUCCCCCUUCGUCACCAACUGAGAAACGUAUUUUCAGCCCCCCAGCACACCACAGACACUCUCUGCAGGCUUUUAGUAAUGUGCAACCAAGCUCACCCACCAUGCAAAGGAAGCCCAGUCCUCCCUCUAGUCCCAGGAUGCCCAGCCCACCCUCGCAGAAGAAGAUGCCCUCUCCGCCAACCCAUCGAAAACCCCUCAGCCCUCCUGUGGGGCACAGGCAAAGCUCACCAGCACCACACCGUCUGGGGGGCUCCCCAGCCUCCCGCCGAGAUGCAAGCCCCCCUCCAUUCCUCACCACUCCCUCCCCCCCAGCCUCCCCAUCUCGUUCCUCCAAGGGCCCAAGAGCUGGGCUGGACGCUGGGGACGAGCACCAGCUCCCCUCCUCCAAGAGGGCCAGUAAUGUCCGUUCAAUAUUUUGCCCGGCCACCUCCUCCUUAUUUGAAGCCAGACCUCCACUGGCACCCACCAAACCCACUGCUGAAGUGACCAGCCAGCCUGAAGCUUCAUCACAUUCCCAGAAGAGCAGUCUGCUUUUCCGGCAGCCCGGAGACCGGACCAGAAAGCUGUCCCUGACCACUGCCAACCCUCAGCCGUUUGUAAGGAGAAGUUUCUCUGACCGCCGACCAGGGGUCCAGUUUCAUCCUCCAGCUUCUCUAACAGCUGGCAGCGAACCCACACUUCACCAAGCAAGCUUGGAGGAGAGCCCUAGAAAAGCAAGUGAUUGUUGGAACAACUCUUGUGCUCCCGAAAUCAAAGACUCCAACAGAUCCACUUCCCACCCUGACCUCUACAUCGUGGGCCAGGGGCUGCAGAGGGACUGA